GUGUGCACUGGCGUGGAUCCAAACAGAGAGUAAUGGCUGCUUCUAUUUAUGUCCAGCACCUAGGGGGUCACUUUGUGCAUCAUAUUCCCGGAUUUUGCACUAUAUCCAUCCCAUUCUGUAAAAUGGGGAGGCGAAGUGCCGAAAUUGGAAGCAAUUACCAUAGAAUAUUUUUAAAAAAUUAAAUCAAGGGAAGCAAUCAGCCAAACCUAAGCGUGGAGAGAGCCGAGCACAGGGCUACCGUCAGCUUAUACACGUGCGCGGCUCCGUCCCUCUUUGGCGCCGCUGCUUGGCCUGACCCUUCCCGCGACCUGUAGCGCGGCGGAGCAAGUGCGGAAGGCUUGACAGGCAGUUCGUCGCUAUGGAACCAGAUGGGACCUACGAACCGGGCUUCGUGGGCAUUCGAUUCUGCCAGGAAUGUAACAACAUGUUGUACCCCAAGGAAGACAAGGAGAACCGCAUUCUGCUUUAUGCGUGCCGGAAUUGUGAUUAUCAGCAGGAAGCCGAUAACAGCUGCAUCUACGUCAACAAAAUCACUCACGAAGUGGACGAACUGACCCAGAUCAUUGCUGAUGUGUCCCAGGACCCCACGUUACCACGGACCGAGGACCAUCCAUGCCAGAAGUGCGGCCACAAGGAGGCGGUGUUCUUCCAGUCACAUAGUGCCCGGGCCGAAGAUGCCAUGCGCCUGUAUUAUGUAUGUACUGCCCCACACUGUGGCCACCGCUGGACCGAGUGACCCCUCUCUCUUUCUCCUAAUAAAUGCCAGGUUCUGUUUGUU
Messenger RNA from Marmota monax (woodchuck), 778 nucleotides. It is a transcript of the gene Polr2i, whose product is annotated as RNA polymerase II subunit I. The record is from RefSeq and is a predicted model, not a curated record. The transcript has 6 exons. Gene Ontology annotation, biological process: maintenance of transcriptional fidelity during transcription elongation by RNA polymerase II; transcription initiation at RNA polymerase II promoter; DNA-templated transcription. Lineage: Eukaryota; Metazoa; Chordata; Mammalia; Rodentia; Sciuridae. Gene Ontology annotation, molecular function: DNA-directed RNA polymerase activity; nucleic acid binding; zinc ion binding. Bases 359 to 736 code for a protein of 125 amino acids. Gene Ontology annotation, cellular component: RNA polymerase II, core complex.